GCUAGCUGUUGCAACAUCAUGGAUAUUAGUUAGAGGCUGGCGUUGCCCAUGACUACUGCACAAAAUGGGAGGUUCAAGUGAGAAUGGAUUCACUUUGAGGACUUGAAUAUAUAGAUAUUUUUAUUUUAUUUCUUUGGCGUCGUUUUAAUCCGGAGCAGCGAUGAGAGGAUAGGGUGCGGGCUUCGGGCACAGACAGACAGAUAGAUGAGCAGGUUUAGCUUCAGUAGCUAGAUGCCUUUACAGAGAAACGCGCAGCAUUUAGUGCAGCUUACAUUCAUUUUGUUCUUAAGACAUUUGGUUCAGGUUAAAUGUUGUUUAUGCGUUUAGACUAGUGGCCGUUUUGGGUUAAUGAGCACAGCGAGGUGACGCUAGUCUCGCUAUUUUCACAGCAGCGGCGCGCGCGGGCCUCUUCUACUCUCCAUAACCCUGCUUUUACUCACACACACACACACAGCUGCGUGUAAACAGACCCAUCUACACACUCGCUCUUAUUAUUCCAGUGUACGAUAACGUGCCCGAGGCUUUAAUAACGCUGAAUAUUAUAAUACAUGCUGUGUAAUUUAGACCCAUUUUCUAUUCUGGGAUGUCACGAAUUGGUAUUUUGGGCACAACAUAGUCUAUUUGCGUUAAUGUAAAAAAAAAAAAAAAACAAGCUCCCUUAAUAUCCCGCUACUUUGAAUGAAAUACGGCCGCCUGCUGCAGGUAAGGAAGGAAGGAAGCGCGCUGCCCGCCUGCUGUUGUCAACGCCACUUGCUAAUAUCACCAAGCUAAUCGAGCUAGCUAAUCUAAUGCCUCAGUGUCUUGGCGAAAAUUCAUCUUGCAGUCGGGAAACGUUUCUGGACGCGGAUGGAAAUGAGAAUCAGGAUCCUCACGAACAAAACGUUGCAGGUUCUGUGAUGGACACGGUCUUCUUUGUGCCCAGGAUGCACGUACCAGAUUGGCAGUCGGACACACGUUUGCUGCAAUGAGAUAAUAGAAGUGGUCUACAUGAGAGAACUGUGACAUUCGUCCCUCCAUAUUCUCUGUUUGACAUUUGAGCAUCAGAAUAUGACCACGCAAGCUCUUCUGCCGCUGUCGGGGCGCAGGAUACCCACUCUGUCUCCAGGCGCUUCGUCGUUUCCCCACCAUAGAGCAACCUUGCGGCUUUCGGAGAAGUUCAUCCUCCUGCUCAUCCUCAGUGCCUUUAUCACCCUUUGCUUUGGGGCGUUUUUCUUCCUCCCGGACAAUUCUAAGCACAAGCGCUUUGACUUGGGUUUAGAGGAUGUUUUGAUACCACACGUUGAGCCUGGGAAGGAAGGACGACAUGGCAGCGAGCAGGUUAUACAUGGGCAAGGAGUACACGAUGAGCAUCGACACAGGGAAGAGGAGGAGAGUCUCCGCAGUAAAAUCCGGGCAGAUCAUGAGCGUGCACUGCAGGAGGCCAAGGAGAAACUUCGCAAGUCCAAAGAUGAGCUGAGGGCAGAGAUCCAGACAGAAAAGAAUAAGGUGGUAAAGGACCUGAAAAAGAAGGAUGGGCCAAAGCCUCUGCCCCCAGUGCCCAUGCCCAAACUGGUGGGCAUCAAUGAUGGAGAUCCUGGAGACCCCGAUGUUAAAGAGAAACGGGAUAAGAUCAGAGAGAUGAUGAAGCACGCAUGGGACAGCUACAGGCAGUACGGCUGGGGACACAACGAGCUCAAACCUAUCGCCAAGAAAGGGCAUUCCACAAAUAUAUUUGGUAAUUCCCAGCUGGGGGCCUCAAUAGUAGACGCCCUGGACACACUCUACAUAAUGGGCCUUCAUGAUGAGUUUAAAGAUGGUCAGGAGUGGAUUGAAAAGAACCUGGACUUCAGUGUGAAUGCAGAAGUCUCUGUCUUUGAGGUCAAUAUCCGUUUCAUUGGGGGACUGCUUGCUGCAUACUACCUCUCUGGACAAGAAGUUUUUAAGGUGAAGGCUGUUCAGCUAGCUGAGAAGCUGCUUCCUGCCUUCAACACACCUACAGGCAUCCCGUGGGCCAUGGUCAACCUCAAGAGUGGUGUGGGCCGUAACUGGGGCUGGGCCUCGGCUGGGAGCAGCAUCUUGGCUGAGUUUGGAACGCUGCACAUGGAGUUUGUGCACCUUACAUAUCUGACUGGGAAUCCUGCUUAUUAUCAAAAGGUGAUGCAUAUCCGGAAACUGCUGGCGAAAAUGGACAGGCCUAAUGGCCUCUACCCGAACUACCUGAACCCUCGCACAGGUCGCUGGGGCCAGCAUCACACAUCAGUGGGAGGCCUCGGAGACAGUUUUUAUGAGUAUCUCUUGAAGGCCUGGCUCAUGUCUGAUAAAACUGAUGCAGAGGCUCGCAAAACCUAUGAUGAUGCUAUUGAGGCUAUUGAGCGUCACCUCAUCCGGAAGUCCAGCAGUGGCCUCACCUUCAUUGGUGAGUGGAAGAAUGGCCACCUGGAGCGCAAGAUGGGCCAUCUGACCUGCUUUGCUGGGGGCAUGUUCGCUCUAGGGGCUGAUGGGUCACCAGGAGACAAAGCUGGCCACUACCUGCAGCUGGGAGCUGAAAUUGCACAUACUUGCCAUGAGAGCUAUGAUCGCACAGUUCUGAAGCUUGGUCCAGAGGCCUUCAAGUUUGACAGUGGUUUGGAGGCAGUUGCUGUGAGGCAGAAUGAGAAGUAUUACAUCCUGAGGCCGGAGGUGAUCGAGACUUACUGGUACAUGUGGAGAUUCACACACGACCCCAAAUACAGACAGUGGGGCUGGGAGGCAGCUCAGGCUAUAGAUAAGUAUUGCAGAGUCAGCGGGGGUUUCUCUGGGGUUAAAGACGUCUACUCCUCCAACCCCACCUAUGAUGAUGUCCAGCAGAGCUUCUUCUUGGCAGAGACUCUGAAGUAUCUAUAUCUGCUGUUCUCCAGUGAUGACCUGCUACCUUUGGAGAACUGGGUUUUCAACACAGAAGCUCAUCCGCUACCGGUACUGCAUCUGGGCAACAUCACCUUGCCUGGCAGCCUGGCAUAGCCUCAGCGAGUGUGGGCACUCGCCGCCUCCUUUUCUGAAAGACUGCAGGUACCAGGUUCAGGAGUUACUGCGUUGAGGGUCUCUUCUGCUCAACCACUGUGCCACCUGGACUCUGGGUUUUUACUGCCAAGCAGAGGGGACCAGGACACAAACUUGGACUCUGUCUACUCAUCUAUAUGUCUCCUUGUAUUUUUUUUUUUUCACUAUCUCUGAUAACCUGCCGAUCAGGCACAGACAGCUUAUGUGACUCAUUCAUUGGCUGCAUGGCUCUGACAUUGGUGGAAACUGUUAGAACACCACAGCUCAGCAAACGAAUCAGCAGCAGUCAUGUGUUACAGUGAACAAACACACACAGGAAAUAUGUAUUUUCUCGGUGAAGAAGGAAGACUUUACAUGGCUUUUUUUGUUUGGUUGUUUUUUUUUUUAAUAGCUUUCAUUGCUUAAUCGCAGCAGCAGGACAAACGGUUCUUCAUUGACUCCCUCAUGCUGAACUCUGACCCAGACCUGGAGCUGUGGGAGACAGCAGCUGGAUGAUAUGACCUCUGAAAUCUCUCCCACACACUCUCUCUCUCUCUCUCUCUCUCUCUCUCUCUCUCUCUCUCUCUCUUUGAGAGAAUACAGGCCCGAGGCACCCUGGGAUCUCUGUGGCUUCUCUUGUACUAAUACAGUAUCCGCGUGAGUGUGUGCACAUUCUUGUGUUAGUCUGCUAUCAGCCUCCAGCACACUUCAGUCAAAUUCUGGUCCAGAUUUUAAGUUAAGCAUUUUCUUGGUUUGCCAUCAUUAGUGGGUGAAAUGGCUAAAGUUUCAUGUUAAUUUGUAGCUCUAAUAGAUAACUUUGCACAUGGCACAGAAGUUUAUUCCAAAACCCUUUUCCAAAAAAAAAAAAAAGACAGAGAAAAACAUUCAAUCAGUUUCUGUUGCAGUGAGCAUGUGAGUAUACCCUGUUUCCUUUCAACCACUCAGUCAGUCUGAAAUAAAGGGUUGUGUGUUCUGGCUCUCAUCCACACUGCUCUGUACUCAGACUGACUGAAUUAAUGUUGGAUUUAUGGCCUCUCAUAUUCACGUUUUCAUAAAGUAAAAGAAAGACUGCAUGUCUUUCCCUGAUAAUGGUUCUUAUUUUUUCCAACAGAUGAAUUCCACCACUAAACAUUAGUCAAGGCGGAGAGGAUGAUUCAUUUUUAAUAUCCUACAGUGAAUAACUUUUGAUAAGUCCAGUCAUGUUUUCUAUAAAUGUAUACAGAGAUUAUGCUAACAUGUCCAUGAUAAAGCCACUUUUUGUACUGGUUUUGCACCAUUCUUGGACUAAAGUGCAGGAGUUGUAUGGGCUUUGGAUCAAUUUAAUUUUUUUUUUUUUAAUUUCCCAUUCAGUAGAUCCUGAGUCUUUUUAAUAUGUGGAUGUGUUCCCCCACCACUGCAUGCUGCUCUGUCUGUCACUGAACUGACAAGAGGCUGCAGCUGCCAUAUUUAGAGAGGCUUCAGCAAGAGGUUCAAGUCUGAAGAGACAGGAAGGGGGACACCAGUGCUGUACUUCUUCACAUAAGUUCAGGAAAACUUUUUUUUUUUUUAAACAAGGUAGUUCCUCUCAGAUUUGUCCACUGGAAAACAAUAUGUAGUGUUUAUAAUGCACAUCACAUCACAAAUGGUACUGGCAGGUAGGAACUAUUUUAUCUCGCGUGCAAAAAUAGAGGUAUCCCUUCCCCAGCUCUCCACUCCUCCUUUAACCAGUGUAGUCGCCAUUGCUUUACCCCUCCUCCAGGUGGCAGUAGCCACAGCGUGCUCAUGCUCCGGAUGCUUUGAGCUCUUUUCCCAUCUGUUCUUCCUUCCUAAUAUCCCAUUACUGUCAUCAGUUUUUGUUGUGGGAGAAGCCCAGGCUAACAUGACCACUAGGUGGAUUUUGAGAGCUGUGUUCUGUAUUCUGUAUUUUUACUGAAAUGAAAGUACUGUAAAUAUCUUUAAAAUGUGACAGAUUCAAUAAAGAUGUUACAUAAAGUGAA
Molecule: messenger RNA, 4973 nt
Organism: Neoarius graeffei (lesser salmon catfish)
Lineage: Eukaryota; Metazoa; Chordata; Actinopteri; Siluriformes; Ariidae
Gene: man1a2
Product: mannosidase, alpha, class 1A, member 2
Exons: 14
Coding region: 1048-2979 (643 amino acids)
Biological process (GO): N-glycan processing; carbohydrate metabolic process
Cellular component (GO): Golgi membrane; extracellular exosome; endoplasmic reticulum
Molecular function (GO): mannosyl-oligosaccharide 1,2-alpha-mannosidase activity; calcium ion binding
Source: RefSeq, a predicted model, not a curated record